AUGACAUCCAAGGGAUCUCGGAAGAGAGUGAAGACCAGCCCCUCCGGCGUGGACACACCAGACACACCAGACACACCUGAUGGUCGAGAUCGUUCAGACUCCCAGACGCGAGGACGCAAUGCUAACUGGUAUCCUGGAAGCUGGUCGUCCGUCGCAAGAGUCCCCAAAGCAGCCCCAGUUACCGAGGUUGCCCGUGAGAGCAUCUCAGCCGCCAAAUCUGUAGCCUCGACCGCUAUGAACUCAUCGGCUUCUCUGCUUGACACACCUCCCAAAAAGCGAAACCCAUCUCUUCAACUCACUCGAAAAGCAGGCGCUUCGACCAGAUCCCUCCCCGCUGGCGCUACUACUACGCGAGUCAACAUUGCAUCAGACGGAUCGGCUUCCACUACAGACAUUGGCGAUAAAAGUGGUACUAGUGCCGACAAAUCUGUAACAUCCGAUAAAGAAGCCUCUGGGGAUAUCAAUAAGCCUGUGGCAGAAGCGGUCCAAGAACAGGAGACUGCCCAAGGCACCACUCCGAGCACGGUGCCCACGGAAUCUGCAGAAAGCACAGAGCAGCCUGGUGGCUGGCUAUCAUGGAUUUAUGGUUCAUCGGAUGCAAGUAAGGUUACUACGAGCGCUCCGCCAAUCGCAGAAACACAGGAGCGCCAGUCAACCGGCCAAACAACAGAGCAGGGUGCUCAGUCUGCCGCGAAAGAGCUGACCCGGGAACCGGAAGAAGCACCGGGGCAAGAGCAAAGCAAAGAUACGAUUGAGAUCACACCUACGGCGCAUAAGCGAUCGUGGCUUCAGAUGUGGUACGGUACGAACACACCAAGUAGCCAACAAGAGCCAUCAUCCGCAGCUUCUACAGCCGUGCCUCCUGCUGGUGACGAUACCGUCGAAGAUUCCAGCUCGAAUAUGGCACCCAGAGACCCAGCCAAGGGUCAAGGAGAGGCCAACGGUGGCUCGCAAACCCCAGUCACAACUACGAGAUCAUCCGGUUGGUCGUUUUGGUCGAAAGACACGAGCAAAGGUGGUCCCUCAGAUAUACCUCAAACUGGCGAAGCAAUUGAGGCUUCGGUUGAACCAAACACACCAUCAAAGAGUACCGAACUUGAACCGGACACAGAUGCCAAUGUGAAGAUCACCCACACGGGUAGCAUCAGGGUCAAACCACCGAAAGACAGUCAUUCCAAAGACGGAUCCGUGACUACUUCUGAUCUGCCGCCCGUUGAGCCUCGUCCGGCUGAUAUAACUGCGUCCAAACAAUUGCAGAAAAUUCUACCAAAUCAAGUUCUGCCCAAUUUCCAAGAAACGUACGCUUUCGAGGAAUCGCCCUCAAUCUUGCAGAGCCUUGGUCGGUACCUGCAUUACAGUAAAGGGCAGGACAUUCGACAUGUCAGCAGGGUCAGAGAACCACUGCAUGUGAAGCGUGCCUUGGCGAUUGGCGUGCAUGGCUACUUCCCCGCCCCUUUCAUUCGAAGUGUACUGGGGCAACCAACGGGGACGUCCAUUCGAUUCUCCAACAUGGCAGCAGACGCCAUCCGAAAGUACACAGAGAGCCACGGCUACUCUUGCGAGAUUGAAAAGAUCGCCCUUGAGGGAGAAGGCCGCAUCACAGAGCGGGUGGAUCUUCUGUGGAAGUUGCUUCUCAAUUAUAUGGAAGAGAUCCGGAAGGCUGACUUUGUGAUGAUCGCUUGCCACAGUCAAGGUGUUCCAGUAGGAAUCAUGCUAGUCGCUAAGCUAAUACAGUUUGGCUGUCUCGAUGGCAAACGGGUGGGAAUUUGCGCCAUGGCGGGCGUGAACCUUGGACCCUUCCCAGACUACCGAUCUCGAUGGAUUAGCGGCUCGGCUGGUGAGCUUUUCGAAUUCGCUCUUCCGUUCAGCAAAGUCUCAAAAGAAUAUGAGUCUGCUUUGAAAUGUGCACUAAAUUUCGGUGUUCGCAUAUCUUACAUCGGAAGUAUUGAUGAUCAGCUUGUGUCUUUGGAGUCCUCUCUUUUCUCGCCUGUAGCUCAUCCUUACGUCUACCGCGCUGUUUUUGUGGAUGGUCGAGUCCAUGCCCCCAGCUUUUUAUCGCAUUUAGUCGGGUUUGCUCUCAAGCUUCGCAACCUAGGCAUCUCAGACCACGGUCUGAUCCGCGAAUUGAGCACUCCUCUGGCAGGCAGCCUAUACACAGGCGAAGGACACUCCCGGCUAUAUGACGAUGAAGCCGUUUAUUCAAUGGCUAUCGAGUUCGCCCUAGAGACUUCUUCUGUCCCAGACUCUGCUGUCAGCGUCAAGCGAGCCAUGGGCUCUGUGACGCCAAACCCGUACAUUCUGCCAUUCGCAAUGCGGGGUCUCUUGGAAGAAGAAUAUGUACGGCGCGAAAUGAACGAUGAGACGAUGGAGUUACUCAAGCAGUUUGAUGACUGGAAGCCUUCGAGUAAAGUAUUGAAAGAUGUCAAGUUCCGCCUAGAGGGUAUUCGGUCUAAACUAUAG
Penicillium brevicompactum is the source of this 2460-nucleotide messenger RNA. RefSeq lists its product as uncharacterized. The transcript has 5 exons. The coding region runs from base 1 to 2460 and encodes 819 amino acids. Lineage: Eukaryota; Fungi; Ascomycota; Eurotiomycetes; Eurotiales; Aspergillaceae. The record is from RefSeq and is a predicted model, not a curated record.